Messenger RNA from Pochonia chlamydosporia 170, 1464 nucleotides. Its product is annotated as DEAD/DEAH box helicase. Gene Ontology annotation, cellular component: nuclear pore; cytoplasm. Bases 1 to 1464 code for a protein of 487 amino acids. Gene Ontology annotation, biological process: intracellular transport. Lineage: Eukaryota; Fungi; Ascomycota; Sordariomycetes; Hypocreales; Clavicipitaceae. The record is from RefSeq and is a predicted model, not a curated record. Gene Ontology annotation, molecular function: GTPase activator activity. The transcript has 4 exons.
AUGGCCGAUGAUGUUCAAGGAGCGGGGGCUAGCCCCAAGAAUGAACCCACGCAUGUUGAAACUACCGAAGAUGCCGAGACUCGUGCCGCAAGACGGGAGCUUAAGCAAUCAUCCAUCUCUGACCAACCUGAUAGCCCAGGUGUCGUGCCGACCGCUGAUGACAACCGGCCAGAAACACCUAGUAUAGGGAUAUCGGCUGAGAAGAGCGACGAACUGAAGGAACAGGUCUCGUCGCCCAAGAAGAAGCGCGCCCAUGACCAGCUAGAUUCAGAGCAAGAGCCGCAAGAAAACGAUGCGACGAGCGUAACCUCCACCGACUCCGCCAAGGACAGAGCAACUCGUCUUGAACCGGAAAAGAAGAGACACCGUGAUGGAGAACCUGUUGAUACAGCAUCGCAAACCCCCCAUUCGAAUAAGACAGGAGACGACCAGGAGAAGGACACCAACAACGCGACUGGCCAAUCGACAACGAACGCCUCUAAUAAUGCCUUUGCUGGCUCUGUCUUCGGCAAAUUAGCUUCUGGCUCCUCUGGUUUUGCAGCCUUGGGGUCUUCUCAAGGUAGUGGGUUCGGCUCAGCCAAGCCGACUCUGUCAUCAUUCGCUUCCACAAAAUCUGCACCAAGCGCAGAACCAGACUCUACUGGAACAGACAAAAUGCCGGCAGCUGCCGCUCCAAAGCUUUCGUUCGGGUCGAAUUCCGGACUUUCUCCCUUUGCAGGACUCGGGUCGGGAACUAACGGAAUUGGAGGUGGUGCAUUUGGCUCCAGGUUAUCGCCGAUUAAGCCAUUAGGCAGUUUUUCCGGCCAAAGCGCGAAGGCACUCCAAAGCGAGAAGCCAGCAAGACCAUUCGGAGCACCGGAGAGUGAUGUGGAUGAUGAUGGCGCAAAUGAAAAUGCGGAAGGGGAGGAUGACAGUCAACCUGAUGACGAGGAACGAGGGGCGUCACCAGAAAAAGAUGGCGAUGACAAGAAGCGGCACAGGCUUCAUAAAGUUGCCAUUGACGAUGGUGAGGCCGGUGAAGUUACGGUUGUGUCUGUCAGAGCAAAAAUGUUUAGCCUUGACAAGCAAUCGGGUUGGAAAGAGCGAGGAGCUGGCAUGCUAAAAAUCAACGUUCCCCAUGCAAGCGUUGAGUUUGAUGACAACGGCGCUGUAAUUCAAGGCAGCUUCGACGCCUCAGCACUGGAAACAGGUGACAACGGGGCUGAUGGGAACUCUUCUGGCCCAAAAGUCGCUCGUCUCAUCCUGCGUCAGGAUCAAACUCAUCGAGUCAUUUUGAACACUGCCAUUCUUCCCGCGAUGGAAUUCCAAGAGAAGGCUUCCUUGAAGUCUGUUGGUAUCUUGUUCACAGCAUUUGAAGGAGUAGAGACGAAGCCGGUGAGCAUUACGAUGAGGAUGUCAGCGGCAAACUCAAAGCUGUUUUUGAACGAGAUUAGUGCCAUACAAAGGGAGCUGAGGGGGAAUUAG